AUGGCUCCAGUUUCGGCUCUGGCCAAGUACAAGCUGGUAUUCUUGGGUGAUCAGUCUGUGGGUAAAACCAGUAUCAUCACUCGCUUCAUGUACGAUAAGUUCGACAAUACUUAUCAGGCUACCAUUGGUAUUGAUUUUCUCUCAAAGACGAUGUACCUUGAAGAUAGAACUGUUAGAUUGCAGCUAUGGGACACUGCAGGACAGGAACGGUUCAGGAGCCUCAUUCCAAGCUAUAUAAGGGAUUCCUCUGUGGCAGUCAUUGUUUAUGAUGUUGCAAGUAGGCAUUCAUUUCUGAACACAUCUAAGUGGAUCGAAGAGGUGCGUACCGAGCGGGGAAGCGAUGUUAUUAUUGUAUUGGUUGGAAACAAGACUGAUCUUGUUGACAAAAGGCAAGUUUCGGUAGAGGAAGGAGAAGCUAAAGCUCGUGAGCUGAAUGUCAUGUUUAUUGAAACCAGCGCUAAGGCAGGUUUUAAUAUUAAGGCCCUGUUUAGAAAGAUUGCAGCAGCACUGCCAGGGAUGGAAACACUUUCAUCAACAAAGCAAGAAGAUAUGGUUGAUGUGAAUCUUAAGUCCUCAAAUACGAAUGCAUCCCAGUCCCAAGGCCAGUCAGGAGGAUGUGCUUGUUGA
Messenger RNA from Linum trigynum, 627 nucleotides. The record is from the annotation of a GenBank genome assembly. Lineage: Eukaryota; Viridiplantae; Streptophyta; Magnoliopsida; Malpighiales; Linaceae.